Rotaria sordida is the source of this 735-nucleotide messenger RNA. NCBI's taxonomy places the organism in Eukaryota, Metazoa, Rotifera, Eurotatoria, Philodinida, Philodinidae. The record is from the annotation of a GenBank genome assembly.
AUGAGUAAUAGUACAUUGAAUGAAAUCUGUGAGAGAUUUCUUCAACAUCAAGUUCUCUGGAUCAAACCAUUAUUAAAUCGUAUUCGACAAGGUAAGAAUGAAAUACGAGAAGAAAUCAUUAUGCCAACACCAUUAUUUGAUGGACGUGAUGGAUUUCUACGUUUUAAUGCUAUAUUCAAUGAAUUGGAUGAUAUCAAUCAAAUCCGUGCACUCAUAAAUGAAUGUGCACAGAAUCAAUCGUUGAUGUACAGCAUUUAUAUGUGGUUUUUACAACGUUAUUGUCAAUUUCAUUCUCCUAAAGUACAAGCAGAUGAAAACUUAUUAAAACUUGUACGAACCGAUUGGAAACAGUCUCUUUUGACAAUAUGUGAACCGAUUGGUUAUGAACUAAUUGUUUCACUUUGCACUAAUUUCACUCCUACGUCAUACUUUCACCUUCUGCCGACCAUGUCAAAAAAUGAAUUGCAUUGUCGUCUACUCGCCUUGAAUAUUACUAUUCUUUGUCUAUCAACUCGGUCAUUACCGCAAUCGACCUACUUGGGUUCAUUAUUAUUCAAUAAUCAACGACAAAUGCCAGUUUCCUAUAUCGAUCAUAUUCAAUCUAUUUGCCUUCUAGGCUUUGUUUUCGGUGAUCCAGUAGCAACACAAAUGUUAGAUGUCAGAGCAAGAAUACAAGAACGUCUUGAUACCGGACGGAUAGUACGUCAAAAUUCAUUUAUUUAUCAAUGUUCAUAA